CUCUCUCUUCUAUGCCAGAUGGGCAGUAGUGGCUGGCUCAGGGGACUUGUUUCUUCCUUCUCUAAUGGUGACUGCCUGAGGUUCUAUCUGUAGAUUGAAUCAACAAUGACUGUAUCUUUGGAUAAUUCGGAGGUUCUAGAUCUGUAAUGUACUCCAAAUUUCUGAAAAGAAAAAGGUCACACACUUCAUCAAAUUUGUGAACCCAAUUGAGUAAUUAUGGUGAGGGAGCAAAGGGUCGAGUCUUUCUACACUCGGCUGCGCGAAUCUGUUUCGGCUUCUUCUUCCUCUCCCCUGCUUGUGUUCCCGUCUACAUCGGAUGUCGAUUCGUUGUGUGCCCUGAAAAUAAUUUUCCAUGUCCUUGAGUCAGAUUCUGUUCGAUAUGCAUGCUAUCCAGUUUCAUCGUUCAAGGAGAUCCAUAAAUAUGCGGGGCCUAGUUUAUGCUCAUCGGAUCAGCCUGUUUCGAUUCUCCUUUUAAACUGGGGAUGUCAACGGGAUUUGCGAAGGGUUCUGAAUUUGGGGCCUGCUGCUCGUGUUUUUGUGGUUGACAGUCAUAGACCGAUCCAUCUCCAUAAUUUGAGCGAUCAGAAUGACCAGGUGGUUAUUCUUUAUACUCAGGAUGAUGAAAACCAGACUGAUUUGGCUUAUGAUUUUGAUGUUUCGGCUUUGGCAAGUGUCAGUGAUUUAAACAAAGAGGAUGAGGUUGAAGGUAAUUCUGAUAGCGAUGAUGAAAAUGAAAGUGAUAGUGAGGAGGAAGAUGGGGGUGGAUCUCGGAAACGGAGGAGGGUUUCAGAAGAAAGUGAAGCUGAUCCAGUUCAGCUCCUUAAGAAGCUGACAAGGGAGUACUAUAAUAUGGGUAGUUUCCAUGGUAAGCCUUCUGGGUGUUUGAUGUUUGAAUUGGCUCAUUCUCUGAGAAAGAACACAAAUGAGUUGCUAUGGUUGGCUUGUGUUUCCUUAACUGAUCAGUUUGUUCACGAGAGGCUAACAGAUGAGAGAUACCAAGCUGGGGUUAUGGAGCUUGAGCAACAUAUCAACAGCUCAGGUAAUUUGGACACUAUUACUUCAGUGACUCUUAAAGAUGGAACAAAGAUUCGAGCACCUGAUUCAUCUAGAAUUGCCUAUGAAGAUGAACCAAGACUAAUGUUGUUACAAGAGUGGAAUUUGUUUGAUUCUAUGUUGUGUUCUUCCUACAUUGCCACUAAAUUGAAAACUUGGAGUGACAAUGGGAUGAAAAAGCUCAAGCUUCUUCUUGCUCGAAUGGGAUUUGCCCUGGUGGAUUGCCAGCAGAAAUUUCAAUACAUGAAUCUGGAAGUAAAAAGGAAGAUGAAAGAUGAGUUUGAACGAUUCCUACCUGAGUAUGGACUCACAGAUUUCUACUACAGAAGUUUCUUGCGGCUACAUGGGUAUAGUUCAAGGGUUUCUGCAGCAGAUGUGGUAUAUGGGGUUACUGCAUUGCUUGAGUCAUUCAUGAAAUCAGAUGGCUCUUCUGCUUCCAAGCAGUUUGGGGUGGCUUUUGAUGCAUUGUCCUUGAGCAAUCUAGAUAAAUUGAGAAAUGGGAUGCAGUAUGCAAUUAGGAUACAGAGGGCUAUUCUUCGACAAGGAAGUGCGGCAAUAACUAAGAGUGGUGCUAUAAGGAGUGGAAGAAAAUUCAGGUGGGUGAAGCUUGAGGAUUCAGCAGAUACAAAGCUUUUGGGGUACCCACAAGCAUUAACCAAAUUCUGUUAUUUUCUGAUGGAUGCCUUGCGAGAGAAGGGAGCAAAAAUGAAGCCUUUGCUUUGUGCUUGCUUAUCACAAGAACCAAAUAAGGUAUUAAUAGUUGGAGUUUGUGGGAAGCCACGACUUGGGGCAGUUCAAGGAAAUGCAUUUGGGAUUGCAUUUAGAAAUGCAGCUGAAGAGAUCGGAGCUGAUUUCUUCCAUGAGUUGUUUGAAUCUUCAUGGAUUGUUUUGGAUGCAGUUGCAGUUAAUUCCUUUAUGAUCAGGUUAACCGAGAAGCUUUGAUGUAGAACUAAUAUCCAAACUUUGCCUAACUAAAUUUCCCUUGUUUGGUUAGUUACUUCAAGCAAGUGCGUUUUCUUGAAUUUGGAAUGUUUAAAAUAAUUCUCUAAGGAGAAAUCAUAGUUGAUUUGUUCAACCAUAGGUGGUUGGCUUCUUUCUUCUUACUUCUGUUGUACUGUGAUUUUCUUGUACCAUCAACCGAAGUUGGAUUUCUCCAAUUGCGCGAUACAUAUUUAUGUAGUUUCUCUUGAAAGAGUUUUAUCAUUUGCAGUAAUUUUUUCUGUUCA
Molecule: messenger RNA, 2279 nt
Organism: Vitis riparia (riverbank grape)
Lineage: Eukaryota; Viridiplantae; Streptophyta; Magnoliopsida; Vitales; Vitaceae
Product: cell division control protein 45 homolog
Exons: 2
Coding region: 217-1995 (592 amino acids)
Biological process (GO): DNA replication initiation; double-strand break repair via break-induced replication; mitotic DNA replication preinitiation complex assembly
Cellular component (GO): DNA replication preinitiation complex
Molecular function (GO): single-stranded DNA binding; DNA replication origin binding; chromatin binding
Source: RefSeq, a predicted model, not a curated record